AUGACUAAUUUCUGGCACCUUUGCCGGAAACCUCGGUACAUCAAAGAUGUUGACUUUUCGUUCGACAGGCGAUCCUCUCUAAAGAUUCUGAAACCUUUUGGCUUCUGCUGUUCGUACGACAACAUCGAUCCAUUGACCCGGUACGACAAACUGAGUUCGAUUCGUCAAGCUUCCUUGGAGUCCUUGACAAAGGAAAGUCCGACGUUGAAGUUUCGUACAGAAUGCAUCGAUCACGUCGACUUCGAGCAACUCAAGAUAGCAGCCAAGGCGAAAGAAUUAGCGAUCGGAGAUUACGAGCGUAAAGCUUUGAGAAGAGGCAGGCUGAACGCGCAGGAACGAAGAAAAUUGAAGUUCAAGAAACUGUUGAAACAGAGACGGAAGCUCAAUUUACAACGUAGCGGCAAGGCUAAGGAGGACGAAGACGACGAGGAAGACGACGGUGACUUCGAGGACUUACAAGAGAAAUGGAUGUCGGCUCUUCAGGAAGGGCCGAUAAAGUGGCACCUGGAAGACGAGAUCCAAGCGGGAAAGGACGUGUUCUGGGAAGAGAGGCAAAGGACGCACGACGAUACGGAGAAGAAGAACACAGAGAUCGGAAAGACAAGAGUACUGGCUUCGAACGACAAACAUUCCGAUCUGUAUCCUCGGUGGUACCAAGACUUUUCUCUCGAUCAAAUGAUGAACUUGAGGUUGCUGCAAUGCGUGAUGCAGAGAGAUCGCGAAGAGAGAGUAACGGGGCGUACUCAGAGAGCGGUCACAGCGAUUGGAAUCGUGUCUACGUUCUUCAAACUUUCACCGGAGGUCCUUAAAAAAUUACUGGAGACUACCCGCAAAGUGACCGACUUCCUGAGGGAAAUUUAUAAAAUGAUGACAGGAAAUUAUUUCGAGGACGAGGGAUACAAGUCGUUCUACGACUGCAACGAGAGGAUCGUCUUAACGGCCAUCGCAUUUACUUCCUUGCCCGAGGCCAUCGUCGAGCUCCACGAACGUUUGCCUCCUGUGGAAGAGGUAGAGAUACCUCCGAAACCCACACCGCCGACGAUACCGACGAGAGAGAGAAUGGAUUCGCCCUACAAAGAAGAGCUUUUCGUGCGACCGGACUGGGUGUCUUACGUUCAUCUGCUACAGAAAUGGCGGAUACAUCGACGUUCGCUCGCGAUACCACGAUCGAUAUUACCUCCCAAGGAUUGCAUCGUGAGCAGUUUCGAAGAGCCAGGCGACGAGCACUACGAACGGGAGGGCAAAAGAAUUGAGUCGUUCGUCGAAGGAAAACGGACGUCCGAUUCUCCCAGAAUCCCCAAAAAACGUCCGCGUAAUUAUGAUACGAGGGCCAAGGAGGACGAGAAUCCUCCUGGCGAUCGACCGGUCUCGCGCGUACCUAUCAAGAAGCGUGACGUCGAGGACAUGGGGAGAUCUAGAUCGAAGCAGAAAUUUAAGCGUUCGAGCAGAACCGAUCGGUCUCUUCCUCCCAACGACGGUUCGUACCUCGACGCGACGAAAAUGAAUAGUACGGGCGACGGGCUCCAACGACGCAGUUCUAAGCGACUGAGCGUGGUGUUGGAGGAGAAGGCUAGGAACGAUGAGGAAAAGACGAAGAUCGUGAAACGAAAAUUCAGCGGAUUGAACGUACCGCCUCUAUACGAGAAUACGCUAUUCGAUUUUGUUCUGAACGGAAUCAGCGAGAAACCGGGGCCGGUUGAGUACAAGAUCUGCGGAGUCCUACAGCCGCCGCAGCCGAACAAGAAAUCGUGGCUCGACGAGAAACACGCGCAUUACGUGAUAUCUGGCGCUUCGGAGGAGCCGCCGACUUGUCCCGUCACCUACGAGAUGACCGGAGUCGCCAACGUCACGCCGUCGAACAGCAACGAGAAAUUCUUCGGGGUACUGAAUCUCGGCGACGGACCCAAUAAGAUCUACCCGGAAGGGAGGAAACAUUUGUCCCGCCAGUGGCAGGAAUGGCUGCAGAACGUCGACGAGGAGUAUCGCAAAGUGGAGAGAGAGGCGAACAGAAUGAUAAAGGCUAUCGAGGCUAUAACGAAACUGGUGUUCCCGGAGCCUACCUGCGACAGCUGUUGCUCUUGCAGACAGACGAGGAAAUCGUACUUGAAAGCGAAGGAAACGAAGCUGCCUUACUUCGUGGUGGACACUGUGGUCGAGGACGAGAACAAGAAGAAAUACAUCGUAGGUUCGAUGGCAAUGCACUCUCCCGCGCCGACACCUCCGGAGUCCACGGUCAAUCUGCUGGACUAUAUAGCGUCGGAGGACGUGAUCAAGGACAACGUCGUGAUAAGCGGGGUGACCACCGAGACGGGCGAGACGCAGUACUUUAUCACGGGAUCGCAGAAGGAGAUGAUUCGCAUGCCGCGGCGAGUCAUAGAACGCUCGCCGCCCAGGCCGCCUAGGAACGUCCCACCGUGCGUGUGCGCCAUACAGCAGAUGUUCACCAAGGGUCUGACUCCGGAAUUGAGUCACGACAACAUCCCGUGGACGAAGGACGACGGUCUGUGCUUCGGGCACAAGUUCAGACCACAAGAAUCACCCGCCUAUUCCUGCAAAAUGUAUCCUGGGGAUAAGUCGUGCAGAAGAAGUCCGUUCAUGAACGCGUUGGUCAUGAUGCAGAAGAAGAAAGAAAGGGCGGAACGAGAGGCAGCGUUAAAGCUCGACUACGGGAAGGAGAAGAAUAUGUUCGGUAUCGCGGAAUUUCCGCCGUGCGGUGACGAGCACGGUAUGGGCGUCUGCGGUGCGCCCUGGGGCACCCUGCAUGUUCUGACUCCCGCGGAGUUGGCGGAACUCGAGAAAGAACGGAAAGAGAUACUCAGGGGACCUCCAUGUGGUACGAAACCCGGUCGAGCAGUCUGCGAAGGUCCGUUCGGAGAACGGGUGCCCGAAAGACCAGUGGAGAUCACUAUCAAGGAAGAGAUUCCGGGAGAAAUGGACGAGGAACUCGAGGAAGAAGAGGAAGAAGAAGAGGAAGAAGAGGAUCUCGUGGUCCAGCCACCGCCUCCGCCGAAGAAGGAGAAGAAGAGACUGCGCGGUGAUAAGUGUUACAUGAGUCCGGAAGCUAUAGAGAGCAGGAGGCAGAAAAUAGUGGAGAAAACGGUGAAGAAAUUUGUCCCGGAUCCUACUUAUCCUGGUUACGAUGACCCGUGGAAUAUAUAUCGCACGGCACCGACGGAGAAAGAGUCCGAAACCGAUUUCAAAACGUUGUUGAAGCUGAGCUCUCCGAGACCACCGGCGACGCCCGUACCAUCUGGAACGACAGUGGCAGGCGAAGAGAAGACGGUCGGACCGUCCAAGCGUGUUUCCGGGGACGUGAGAAAACAUGGCUCGAAGCAAGCGAAAAAAAGUUCUUCCGAUCAUGGGAGGAAACGUUCGUUGAAGGAAGCGAAGAAGAGCAAGUCUCGCUAUAGCACGUCGAAACGCAGGAGCGAAGAGAAGACGACUAAAUCUAGAUCUAAGAGAUCGGUCCACAGCAUCACGAGUAAGAGAUCAAUGAGUGGACAAAAGAGUAGCAAAAUGAUACCUUCGACGUACGAUGAGAAAGUGGAUCGAAAACACGCAGCGAGAUCGAAGGGCGAACGUGAUCAGAAUGUAGAUCGAAAGCGUGCGAAGAGGACCAGCCGGGAAGCGACGCCUAGCAUCGGUAAAUCCAGAGACGUUUCUUCUCGCAGAUUCGACGCUGGUAGCGAGCCGUCCGGUUCCCGUAGAGAAAUGUCUGGCUCUCCUGGACGCAGACCGAACCCCGGCAAGGAAUCGUCUUCUCCGCAUCGUGGCACGCGCAGCGCCGAUAGAAGAUCUGAACCUAAUACACGCGUGACGAGCCGUGAGAGAGACAAUCCCGAGAAGAAGAGGAGAGAAGAGAAGAAUCCGAGAUCGAAAACGAAGACGGUCGAGUCGGGGAAAAUAGAUUCUAAAAGAAAGAGAGCGAGGAAGUCGUCGGGAAGUUUGGGAAAGAAAGGAGGGAGACAUCAUCACAGAAGAAGGGACACCGACGACGAUUCGGAUCCCGAGACGUCUCUCAAGACAAAGAUCCAGGAGUUAAAGACCAUGCUCACGUCUUCCGAUCUUCAUCCUCGCGAUGUGAAACCAGCAGAAAUCCCGGAAGUAGGAACGACGAAAUGUUGUACAGAAUACGAGGACACGGAAUCCGAAGAGGAAACGAAAGUGGAGGAAGAAGCUGGGGAGGAAUUACCGCCCAAGGGUCCUUGCGGGUGGAAAACGAAGUCGGAACAGGAGUUGCCGGCAAAGAAAACGUUGGUCUAUCUGACCGAACCCGACUAUCCCCCGGAAACGGUGGACACGAGGACCGGAGGAAGGCCGUGUCGUUGCCGAGAGAUCCGAGCGACCAAGAAGAUAUUGAAAUAUGCGAUCGGGGGGCUUAUCGGUGGUAAGAAAGACGAAGUUGCUGGUGACAAGAAGAAGUUGCUCAGGAAGAAAAAGAAAGAGGAGGAAAAGACGCAAGUCAUAGAAGGUGCCCUUUAUUAUACUCCACCACCGAGUCCUCGGAACAGCGACGAAUACGUGCCCGAGUACGAUCUCUACGAGAAUCCGUAUGACAUGUGUCAGACUCGACGCAAACAUCAACAUAUCCGACUGCUGGAGAGGUACGCCACUCCUCAGAUAUCUGAGGGACGACCGGAGAAUAAAGAGACCUGCGGCUGCAACGAAUACGUCGACACGUACGGGAUUCGCACCACGGACGAAGAAGAGGAAAAGGCUGCGCAGGCGAGAGAGCUCGAGGCGACGAGAGAGACGCUGAUGAGCGCGAAGCCACCGAAGGAACGAUGGACCCUCGCGCUCAAAGACGUCGGGCUUCUGGAUUACUUUACCCGAUGCAGGGACAACAUGCCCUGCUGGCUAAAGUGCGCCAAGUUCGACGAAGUAGGCUGUCCUAUACCCCAGCGGAAGCUCAAGACCAAACGACCGGUCUGCGAGUGCAAGUACGAGAGGAAGAUCCUCGAGCACAGGGAAGAGAAAGUGAAGUACAAGGAGCGUCAGAAGCGGCUGAAGUCGCUGAAGAAACAACCGUUCGUGAACGUGCAGGAUAUCUCAAAACCGCUGGUACCCAAUACGAAGCUGAUGAUAUCGAACGUGAAAAGAAUUCCAAGGGACGACGAAUAUGUGGACGAUGUCAAAUACUGUAUAAGUGGAGUCGCCGAGAAUUAUACCCAUUUACCACCGAAACAAGUGGUAGCCGGUGUUCACAUGGCCACUCCUAUUCGCACCCCGGAAGCCAGCCAAGAAGAUAUACCAUGCGUCUGUCUGCAUCGGCACUGGUCACCUAUGAAGGAGCUUCCCGUCGGACCGUUGCCGAGACCAGAAGAGCUCGAGCUCGCCGAGAGGAAGCGCAGACAGCAGGCCGUGAUAGACGCUUACCGAAAGAUCUACGCUCCCGAGCCGGUGUAUCACACGCACGAGGAUCAUGGUUGCACGGAACCGUGCGGUGAGGAGCAGGAAACGGAGGACGGUGAACACGAGGAAGAGGACGACGCACAGACGUUCCAUCCGCAGAAGCAUAUCAGCCGGAGCAAGUUGACGGAUCAUUGGCAAAAACGAACGUCCGCUCGGGACGAUGGAAAGACGUUGCAUACGAAAACUGUCAGCAGGAGCAAGAUGACGGAUCAUCCGCGUAAAGAAACGCCCAGCAGAAGUAAAAUCACGGACGGGAGACACCGAGGUUCUCCGAGUAAAACGGACGUGAAAACAAAGUCCGAUAAAGCCAGAACAGGAGAUUCACCGAAAAUGGCCAAAGAAAUGAGUAGAGGAAAAAUGCAUAAAACGUUGGAAAGGAAAAAAAGAUCUGGCCAUGAGGAAGGUGACGGUGGGAAAGAAGAGGUCGAGGAGGAAGAAAAUGGAGAGGAGAGCGUCGAAGAAGAUGAUGUUCACGAUGAAUUCGUCGGGGGUUACUUGAUGGCCAUAGUAAAAGUCGAAUUGAAAAAAAUGGCAGCAGAAGGAUAUUUGUUCGCGCAGUUACCAAAAUGUUUCCUACUGCCACAGUUGCGUUAUUGGCUGAUGUACAGAAAAGGAUUUGUACUCAGCGAAACCGAUAAGCGUAAGCAUCUACGCGAUAGUCUUAAGAUGUGGGAUAUGUUGGACGCUCUUCAAGGCAAGACUUUGUCCAUCGAACCGCCGCCAAUUAAGAUGACCAAGCUUCAACUUCGAAAAUUGACCUUUGAUAGCGCGUAUAAAAUGAAACGAAAGAUUGCGAUGAAGAAGGAAAUAUUCCUCAGCCAGGUUCGCAAGAACAGAGUGAUGUACAGUCGGACGAUGUGGAACACGAUGGAGUACGGCAAAUUCCCUUCGAAGUCGUUCAAGCAAGCGUAUUUCACGUACAUGGCCAGCAAAGAAUCCGACGGACACGUAUUUAAACCGUGGCAAUGUUCCGAAGUGAACGAAAUGUUUUAA
Molecule: messenger RNA, 6405 nt
Organism: Ceratina calcarata
Lineage: Eukaryota; Metazoa; Arthropoda; Insecta; Hymenoptera; Apidae
Exons: 11
Coding region: 1-6405 (2134 amino acids)
Source: RefSeq, a predicted model, not a curated record